Messenger RNA from Lutzomyia longipalpis, 1804 nucleotides. RefSeq names its product intraflagellar transport protein 57 homolog (gene IFT57). Bases 407 to 1639 code for a protein of 410 amino acids. Gene Ontology annotation, cellular component: Golgi apparatus; intraciliary transport particle B; cilium. Lineage: Eukaryota; Metazoa; Arthropoda; Insecta; Diptera; Psychodidae. The record is from RefSeq and is a predicted model, not a curated record. Gene Ontology annotation, biological process: non-motile cilium assembly; intraciliary transport. The transcript is spliced from 4 exons.
AUUCACCACUUUCACCACAAUUUGACAUUUUAGGUGCCUGUGACCUUAAUUUAGGAUUUUAGGUUCUUUAUUAUUGUUUACACACCUGUGGAGGGCAUUGAACUCAGGAUAACUCUAUAAAUCUUUAAGAAAAUGCUUCAAAACGGAAGGAAAGGCAUCCUUGAUGGCCUUUAUAGUCCCAAAAGAUGCACAAGAUACAAAACCUGAAGAAUUUGGCAAGGAAAUUGUGAAUUUUUAACAUAACCUGUAAAAAGUUUCAAAAAUCUCAGGAUGCCAUGGCAACUCCUUGGAGGACAAACAAACCAGACCAUAUGCACCUAUUGAUUUAUCACAGCUGUGAAAAUCCUGCCUCUCCCUAACUUCUUGCAGUUCUCAUUCCUCUCAGGAAUCUAGAAUACACAAAAAGAUGAGUCAGAGUGACUUCUCAGGUGUUCUGGAGCGUGAACAGAUGGGAACAGGGCAGAAUAUUACAUUCCAAGUGGAUGAUUUGAUGGAUAAAUUGAAACUCCUCAACUAUGAUCGUCUCCUGGUGCGUGAAUUGAAGAUUAAACCACCAAAUAGGAUGUACUUUGCCAAGUCCACAAAUCCCGGAGAGCAAUUCUUCAUGUUUACAUCCAUCUGUGCCUGGCUAAUGCGGAAGUUGGGUCAUCAAUUUGAGCAGCCUCAGGAAUUUGAUGAUCCCAGUGCCACCAUUGCGAGAAUCAUUAAAAUCCUCCAGGAAAUGGACAUCCCAACGGAUUUUCCUUCAAAUAAACUAAUCCAAGGAGCUGGUCCUAUUUGUGUCUUUAUCCUCGAUUCCCUGGCCACGCAGGCUCUCAAAGUGGCCAAAGUUCACUUGAAGCGCCCCGAAACUGUCCAGGAAGAGGAUACAGUGACGGAAAUGAUUGAAAAUGAUUCAGAGAUAAUUCUGGAGAAGGUUGAGGAGGAACAGAAUGCCCUAAUGGCUGCCUCUGAGGACAGCGACGAGGAGAAUAAUUUGCUCAAUCUCAAUCUCACCGGAAGUGCCACGAAGAAUCGUGACGCCACAACGGCGGGAUUUAAUCUAAAAAAUUACCGAGCAGACAGUAUUGCUGCCACGGAGAAUUGGCGGCUGGAAUUGGAGCGUGUAAUGCCACAGCUGAAGAUUGUCGUGAAGAGUGACCCGCGUGAUUGGCGGGCACAUCUAGAGCAGAUGAAGACCUACCGGAGCACCAUUGAUCAGGCCUCAAUGGACACAGAUGCGCAACUGAAGAAGCUCCAAGCGGGCAUUGGGCAUGUAAUGGAGAAGAUUGAGAGUCGCGAGAAGCACCUAAAUGCCGAACUUCAGCCCCUAAUUGGGCAAUACCGAAGCCAUUCGGUUGAGCUGAAGCACCUCACGGCAGCCAUUGAGGAGGUUGACGCGGAGAAAGCCACCAAGGAGCGUGAGCUGGCGGGGAUUUUGUCUGAAAUUGAGACAGUUAAGAUGCAAAUGGAGCAGAGGGGGACGUCAAUUGCAAGCGAUGGGAGCCCCUUGAUUAACAUCAAGAAGGCAAUUGUGAAGAUUCGUGAGGAGAUUCUGCAGAUGGAUUUGAAAAUUGGUGUCCUGGAUCAUUCCCUGACGCAGGAAAUUAUCAAUCAUAAUGCCCAAAUUGCUGAACUUACCCCAAUGACGACGGUUUGAGCUGUCCGGAAGCGGAUUUUCGAACAUUUUGGAGGAUCCGGAGGAUUACGGGAAGUUCAGGAUGCAAAAAAAGAGGAAUUUCAAGAUACACAGACACACUUUAUUGGUGAGAUCACACGUCCCAGAACAAAAAAUUAAUUGCACUAAAAUAAAAAAAAAUACUGA